Misgurnus anguillicaudatus (oriental weatherfish) is the source of this 2771-nucleotide messenger RNA. Lineage: Eukaryota; Metazoa; Chordata; Actinopteri; Cypriniformes; Cobitidae. The record is from RefSeq and is a predicted model, not a curated record.
AUGAUUAGGCGGAGCUACAAGCGCAGUGAGGAAGUGAUCCAGGAAUCUUCCAUCACAGACACAGACGACUACGAACUCGAUGUUUUUGUAAUUUUUCGUUUCACCGGUUAUUUUCAUGCUUUUUCCAACAAAUUGAACCGGAAGUACGACCACAGCAUUACAAAAUGAAGUCACCAAAUUCGUGUUUUAUAUUUGCGUGGAGUUUGGUCAUAUUUAGCUCGUGCUCUGGAUUUUACCUUCCGGGUUUAGCGCCAGUGAGUUUUUGUGAAAAACCCUCCGAGGGAGAAGCGGGGCAAUGUGAGACGAAUAUCCAACUGUUUGUGAAUAGACUAGACUCUGUGGAAUCAGUCCUGCCCUAUGAAUAUGAUGCGUUCGAUUUCUGCCAAGAUUCAAAUGAAAAAAGGCCUUCAGAGAACCUUGGACAGGUGUUGUUUGGAGAGAGAAUUGAAACGUCCCCAUACAAAUUUUCAUUUAAAGAGGACAAGAAGUGUGUGAUGGUUUGUACCAGAAAGUAUGACGUAUCCUCAAAAGAAGAUAAGUUAAAGUUGGACUUUAUAAAGAGAGGAAUGGAGCUGAAUUACCAGCACCACUGGAUUGUGGACAACAUGCCUGUAACGUGGUGUUAUAAUGUGGAGGAUGAUCAGAAAGUCUGCAACCCCGGAUUUCCCAUUGGAUGUCUAGUAAACCAAGAGGGAAAGCCGAAAGAUGCCUGUGUUAUUAAUGCUGAUUUCAACAAAAAGAACACUUUCUACAUUUUCAACCACGUGGACAUCACAAUAACUUACCACAGUGCAGAUGAAAGCAACGGGAUGGGUGCUCGGCUUGUGGCUGCUACUUUGGAACCUCGGAGUGUCAAACAUAGUGAGGAGUCCACUCCAACAUGUGAAGGAUCUCCCAUGGACAUACCAUCUGAAUUUACCACUGAUCUCAAAGUGUCCUACUCCUAUUCGGUUCAAUUUAAGCGCAAUGAUGAGAUCAGAUGGGCUUCUCGGUGGGAUUACAUUUUGGUUUCAAUGCCUCACACCAACAUCCAGUGGUUCAGCAUCAUGAACUCAUUGGUUAUCGUGCUCUUCCUGUCUGGCAUGGUGGCCAUGAUCAUGCUUCGAACACUUCACAAGGACAUUGCCAAGUACAACCAGAUGGACCAGGCAGACUGGGUUAAGAUCCCUACAGCUUCAAACAGUACCUAUGAAGAUCUCCAGGAAGAGUCUGGGUGGAAGCAGGUACAUGGUGAUGUGUUCAGGCCACCCAGGAUGGGCAUGAUUCUGUCUGUUUUCCUUGGACAAGGCACUCAAAUCUUCAUUAUGACCUUCAUUACUCUUUUCUUGGCCUGUCUGGGCUUCCUGUCUCCAGCCAACAGAGGGGCUCUUAUGACCUGUGCAGUGGUGCUGUGGGUUCUACUGGGCACACCUGCAGGCUACGUGUCAGCAAGACUUUAUAAGACUUUCGGUGGUGAGAAAUGGAAAACCAAUGUUCUCCUCACAGCCUUUCUCUGCCCUGGGAUUGUGUUUGUUGAUUUCUUCUUGAUGAAUCUGAUCCUGUGGGUCGAGGGCUCCUCUGCUGCAGUUCCUUUUGGUACAUUAGUAGCCAUCCUGGCACUGUGGUUCGGCAUUUCAGUUCCUCUCACUUUUGCUGGCGCAUACUUUGGCUUCAAAAAGCCGGGCAUUGAGCCACCGGUGAGAACAAACCAGAUCCCUCGGCAAAUUCCCCAGCAGUCCUUCUUUACCAGACCCCUGCCAGGCAUCGUCAUGGGCGGCAUCCUGCCCUUUGGCUGCAUCUUUAUCCAGCUCUUCUUCAUCCUUAACAGCAUAUGGUCUCAUCAGAUGUAUUACAUGUUUGGAUUCCUCUUCCUGGUCUUCAUCAUUCUGGUCAUCACCUGCUCGGAGGCCACUGUUCUGCUUUGCUAUUUUCAUUUGUGUUCAGAGGAUUACCACUGGUGGUGGCGUUCGUUCCUGACCAGCGGCUUCACAGCCGCGUAUCUGUUUAUCUACGCAGUGCAUUACUUUUUCUCAAAGCUUCAAAUCAUAGAGGCCGCAAGCACCAUCCUCUACUUUGGUUACACUUUGAUCAUGGUGCUCAUCUUCUUUAUUUUCACAGGCACCAUAGGUUUCUUCGCUUGCUUUUGGUUUGUAAAUAAAAUCUACAGUGUGCUGAAAGUGGACUAGGAGAGGAUCAACACGGCGUCAUCUUUCGACAAACCAGCUGUCAAUUAGUAGCCUUGAAGAGACAUUAAAAUGAAGGAAAAGAUUUCUAAGGAAUCACAGAAAAACACCCUCUUCUUGUCUUAACUGCUGGUUUGUGGCUUCACUGUUUGCAAUUCACUCUGUUUUAAUUUGGGAAUUGACCUACGGUAGGUCUGCAUGUGAACUCCAAAGACCUUUACGUUAUCCGACUUCAUUUUAGCUUCCAAAGGCAGAGUACUCGCAGCAGAAGCCCUUAUCUUGUUAGGUUGGCUUAAUAUACUUAAUAUACUCAUUUUGAAACCAGAAUGUACACUGUGAAACGUUGGAUCAACUUAAAAGAAACAUAACUUUAAUUAGUAACACCUAACUUGAUUUUUUGUGUUAUCAAUUGAAGACUUUAUUUUUCUUUGAAGUUGAGACAAUGUUUUACUUUUUACAGUGUAUGUUUUUCUUAUUUUAUUUAAAUCCUUCACCUGUAAUGACAUAAUUUGAAUACGAAUACAAUGAUUGUUGUUGUUGUUGAUUCCUGUAAUACAAUGAUUCCUGUCCAUAGUUUUUUCUGUUGUAUAUAAAAGAUCUGUCAUGGGA